Molecule: messenger RNA, 1492 nt
Organism: Sitodiplosis mosellana (orange wheat blossom midge)
Lineage: Eukaryota; Metazoa; Arthropoda; Insecta; Diptera; Cecidomyiidae
Gene: Pgk
Product: phosphoglycerate kinase
Exons: 4
Coding region: 108-1355 (415 amino acids)
Biological process (GO): glycolytic process; gluconeogenesis
Cellular component (GO): cytosol
Molecular function (GO): ATP binding; phosphoglycerate kinase activity; ADP binding
Source: RefSeq, a predicted model, not a curated record
UUACACUCCAAUUGAUAGCAUUGGUGCAAGAGUUUUUGCGGUGUUUGCAGCAAAAGAGUUUAAGUUCACGAUCACUAAGGAUUUUUCGUAAAUUUCAAUUAGCAAAAAUGGCAUUGAACAAACUUAGCGUUGAAAAGGUCGAUGUUGCUGGAAAGCGCGUCUUGAUUCGCGUUGAUUUUAAUGUGCCAAUGAAAGAGGGGAAAAUCACGAGCAACCAACGUAUCGUCGCUGCUUUGGACACCGUGAAACACGUUUUGGGCAGAAAUGCUAAGUCUGUUGUGCUCUGCUCACAUUUGGGUCGUCCAGAUGGCAACAAAAAUCUGAAAUACACCUUGGCUCCAGUUGCCGAUGAAUUGAAAACAUUGUUGGGCAAAGACGUCAAAUUCUUGAACGAUUGCGUUGGCGCAGAGGUGGAAGAGGCUUGCAAAGACCCAGCACCUGGCUCCAUCAUUUUGUUGGAAAAUUUGCGCUUCUACGUCGAGGAAGAAGGUAAAGGUGUUGAUGCCAAUGGCGCCAAAGUCAAGGCUGAUCCAGCCAAAGUAAAAGCAUUCCGUGAAAGUUUGCGCAAAUUGGCGGAUGUCUAUGUCAACGACGCAUUCGGCACAGCCCAUCGUGCACACAGCUCAAUGUUGGGAGAAGGUUACGAUGUUCGUGCUGCUGGUCUUCUCUUGAGCAAAGAAUUGAAAUACUUCUCACAAGCCUUGGACAACCCAUCACGACCAUUUUUGGCUAUCUUGGGCGGUGCUAAAGUCGCUGACAAAAUUCAAUUGAUCGAAAAUUUGUUGGACAAAGUUGAUGAGAUGAUCAUUGGCGGUGGUAUGGCUUUCACUUUCUUGAAAGUACUCAACAACUUGAGCAUUGGAGGCUCAUUGUUCGAUGCAGAUGGUGCAAAAAUUGUACCAAAAUUAAUUGAAAAAGCAAAAGCAAAGAAUGUUCAAAUCCACUUGCCAGUCGAUUUCGUGACCGGUGAUAAAUUCGCUGAGGACGCUGCUGUUGGUAGCGCUGAUGUUAGCGGCGGUAUUCCAGAUGGAUGUAUGGGCUUGGAUGUUGGACCAAAAACCAACGAAGCCUUUUCUGCUGUCGUUGCACGCGCCAAACUCAUCGUGUGGAACGGACCACCAGGUGUGUUCGAAUUCAAGAGCUUCGCCAACGGUACCAAAUCAUUGAUGGAUGCUGUUGUUGCUGCCACCAAAAAUGGAACCGUUUCCAUUAUCGGCGGAGGUGAUACUGCUUCAUGCUGCGCGAAAUGGGGAACAGAAGAAAGCGUUUCCCACGUCUCAACCGGCGGUGGUGCUUCACUGGAAUUGCUCGAAGGAAAAGUCUUGCCUGGUGUAGCUGCUCUGAGCGAUAACUAAAUUGUUCAUUCUAUUCACGUGAAUUUUCGGUUUAUGAAACCACAAUAACAAUAACGAUUGAAAUUGUAUAAAUGUCAUCAUUUAAUUAAAAAAACAAAAAAAAAAUACAAUAAAGUAAAGUUCUGAUUCCAAAGAAA